Molecule: messenger RNA, 1748 nt
Organism: Cicer arietinum (chickpea)
Lineage: Eukaryota; Viridiplantae; Streptophyta; Magnoliopsida; Fabales; Fabaceae
Gene: UGT91H7
Product: soyasaponin III rhamnosyltransferase
Molecular function (GO): UDP-glucosyltransferase activity
Source: RefSeq, a predicted model, not a curated record
GUGUUUCACAUGUCACUUUUUCUUUCUUUUUUUGUUACUCAAUCAAUCUCUCUCAUUCUCAAUCUCCAUCUUCUUCAUCUGUUUCUAUCUCUCCCCUAUAACAAUAAGACACACAUGCCAUCUUAAUUAAUUUAUUACAACUCCGACAAAAACAUACAUUAAUUCAUGGAUAACAAAAACAACAAACCUCUUCAUGUUGUCAUGUUUCCAUGGCUAGCCAUGGGUCACAUGUACCCAUGUUUCGAGGUUUCCAAGAUCCUUGCUCAAAAUGGUUUCUUUGUCACAAUCCUAUCCACCCCUUCAAUCAUAAACCGUCUCCCUAAACUCCCACAAACCUUAUCUCAAUUUAUUCAUCUAAUCAAACUUCCCUUAUCACCUCACAUAGACACAAACCAUCUUCCACAAAAUGCAGAUUCCACCUCUGACAUCCCUUCCAACAAACUCUAUUACCUUAAACAAGCCUAUGAUUCUCUUCAACAAUCUGUAUCUGAUGUACUCAAAAAUUCUAAUCCUGAUUGGGUUUUCUUUGAUUUUGCAGCAUGUUGGUUACCACAGAUAGCUAGAAGCAUGAAUAUAUCAUGUGCUUAUUUUAGUCCUUGCCCUGCAUGGAGCAUAUGCUUCUUUGAUACACCAAAACAACAACUUGGUGAUGUUGAAUCCAUUAGAAAAAAUGAUGAAGAUUACUAUGGUCCACCAAAGUGGAUUCCUUUUCCUACCAAGAUUGGUUUAAGAUCUUAUGAGGUGAAAAAAUUGCUUGAAGAUGUUAAAGUUAAUGAGACUGGAGCUUCACCUGUUUUUGAUCUCAACAAAACAAAUUCGGGUUGUGACAUGUUUGUUAUUAGAAGCUCAAGAGAUCUUGAACCUGAGUGGUUAGAUUUUCUUGGUGAGUUUUACAAUAAGCCUGUUAUUCCUGUUGGAUUGCUUCCACCAUCAAUGCAAAUAAGUGAUUUUGAUGAAGUUGAUAAUAGUCCUGAUUGGAUUCAAAUCAAAGAAUGGUUGGAUACACAAAAAGGGUCAUCUGUUGUGUACAUUGCAUUUGGUGCUGAGGUGAAACUAAGCCAAGAAAACAUCAAUGAAUUGGCUCUUGGAAUUGAGCUUUCUGGGUUGCCAUUUUUUUGGGUUCUGAGGGAUGUUAAGAAUGGAUCAAUUGAGUUGCCUAAUGGAUUUGAACAUAGGACAAAAGAUCAUGGGUUAGUUUGGAAAAAUUGGGCACCACAACCUAAGAUCUUAGCUCAUGGUUCAGUUGGUGGUUGUUUGACUCAUUGUGGUUCUGGUUCAAUGAUAGAAAGUCUCUAUUUUGGACAUGUUCUUGUUAUGUUGCCUUUUUUGUUAGACCAAGCUUUAUAUUCAAGAGUGAUGCAAGAGAAGAAAGUGGGAAUUGAGAUAGUGAGGAAUGAGCAAGAUGGGUCAUUUACAAGGAAUUCAGUUGCUAAGGCAUUGAGAUUUGCUAUGGUGGAUGAAGAGGGAAGUGCUUAUAGGAAGAAUGCUAAGGAGAUGGGGAAGAAAUAUAGUAACAAGGAUCUCCAUAAUCAAUAUAUUGAAAACUUCAUUUCUUCACUUUAUAAGCAUAGGCAUGUAUAGAAAAUUAUUAAGUAAACAUUCAUUUGAUUUGAGAUAGCAGUAAAGGUCUUAUUUCUUUUCUUCUCUGAAAUCACAUCUAUUUUUGUUUGUUUGAAAUAAACAUCUUUGAUUCAACUUAUGGACUUGUAUGUAUUUUUGAGUGCGAAUUAAUUGAAUUUUUUUUAGUA